Drechmeria coniospora is the source of this 1395-nucleotide messenger RNA. RefSeq lists its product as uncharacterized. Bases 1 to 1395 code for a protein of 464 amino acids. NCBI's taxonomy places the organism in Eukaryota, Fungi, Ascomycota, Sordariomycetes, Hypocreales, Ophiocordycipitaceae. The record is from RefSeq and is a predicted model, not a curated record. The transcript has a single exon.
AUGGCUCGCACGAUCCUCGCCUUGGGCGGCACCGUUGCCGUGCUCGCCACCGCUACAGCCAUCUGUCUACAGAUUGUCGUCGCCGCACAGAUCGAGACUCCGACCCUGAGGAUAGCCACCAUUGUGGCCGCCUCGCUUCACUUUGCCGUCCUGCUCAUGCUCGGAUGGCUCUCGGUGCUGCACAUCUUGCUUCCCGGCAAAGUACCGUCAAGUCGACGGCUCAGCGUUGCCCUUGGAUGCGAGCUCUUCAUCUGCACCUUAGCCGCCGCCGGCUCCUGCGUUGCUCUGGCCUGUCUCGGCAGGUCGAAAGAAGAUGAUGCUGGCGCCGCGGCGCUUACCACCCUCCAAGGCAAGCUCUUUGCCGGCUUGUCAGCCACCCUGGCGCUUGCCUUUGUCUCUCAGCUCUUUUUCAUCAUCGCCCACUUUCUCUUCUCCCGAAACAUUGCCCAAGGAAGGGCGCCGUCGUUGUCGGAUGGAGAGGUGCCGCGGAUGCCCAGGUUCCACGUCAAAUCCAUCCGGUACAGCCAGACCAACCCUACGAGCCGAAUGCAGGAGAUGAGCUCGGUCGAGAAGUUGGGCCCGAUCCCGGCCACGAAGCCCAUGUCAACGCAUGGGUCCAUUCACUCCUUCAAGUCGUCCGUCUCGCUGGCCAUGCGGCCUAGUUCGUCCAAGGGCAAGCUGCUGGCGACAAGCAAGGGGCGACCGCCUUCGCUCGACUCGACUCCCGGCCGGACGAGCGCCGAGACUUCGUUCGACUCUUGGGAUACGUCGUCGGUCGACGUCCACAACCGGCAGGUGGUCCUGGAAAUGUCGUCUCCGACGCAAAAGUCAUGCAGCCUCGAGACCAUCCCGGCCAGCCCAUCCGGAAGCCGGAGUCAGAGUCCGGGAAGCGACCCGACGCUGGAGCGGCCUCCGACCCUACGGCGAAGCCGGAGCUACAGCGCGUCGACCAUCAGGCAGUUGGAGGAGGCAGGUCUCAACCCCCGAGACUCCAUAGACGAACGAAACAUCCAUCCACUAUUUCGCUCCGACUCACCGACGCCACCGCUCGUGGUCACGCCAGGCACCAGCGUCGUGGCUUCGCCCAUCGCAGGCCAAGUGAUAACGCGGCGGGAAAGCAUGCAAUCGCUGCAUCGCUCGCGCAGCGAAGUGACGCUGUCGGGGCCCAGCCCCUUGAGCCGCCAGACGAGCGUCGAAAGUACCAAGCAGAAGCAGCAAGGCGAGGCCCGAGCGGAAGGGGAGGCUCAACACGGGCGAAAGAUGACGCCGCCCAUCCCAGAGUGGCUGCUGAGCCCAAGCAUGCAGGCGAGCAUGGCCGCCUUUACCGGCAGCAAAGAGUCCAGAGGCGACGCAGAGAUUGCGUCGUUACGCAGUGAGCUGUACAUUACGACGUGA